AUGUCUCUGUUUCACUUCGUUAACUGUUCUUUAACCACAUUUAUUCCAUAUUAUAUUAUAUUCGAUGGAUUUAAGUUGUCAAAAGAUGUUGGGUCAACAAAAUUAUUUGUAAUUGUAUGUUUUUACUAUGUUAUAUCUCAAAUAUUAAAACUAUUUGUACUAGCAUUCUUCUCAAUAGGACUACUACAAAAUAUGAAUCUUUUCAAUAUAAUUUUUCAAGAAUGUGCAAAUAUAAUAGAUUUGGCUGGAAUAUACUACAUUUUAUCCCACAAACACACAAAUACUAUUAAUUUAAAAGAGAGGAUAUUAUCUGUUGGAUUAAGUUGGGGAUUUUAUGAUUCAUUAGCCACAAAUUUUUUCCCAUUUUUUAUUGGAGGGCGGUCAAUGGAUUUUUCUAUGAAGUAUAUUUACAGAUCUAUAUUGGCUAAUACCUUUUUAUUUUCAAAUUUGUCUAAAACUUGUUUAUUAUUUAUGUGGAUAAAAAAUCCGUUUCAUAAAAAAAAAAUUACAUUUAUUUAUCCUCUUUUAAUAUACUUUACUUUUAUUUUACCCCUUGUUAACAAAAUCAUUUUAAUAAAUGAAGACUCAUUUAAUAUAAAGAUAUUCAUUCUUUUAUUUCUUCAACUGGCAAUUACUAUUUUUUUAUCAUGGAUUACAAAAUGUUUGUUUAGUUCUCAAUCAAAUAAUGUGGAACAAAAGAAAAAAGAAAAAGAUAAAGAUGAUGAUGAAAAUCAAAUGAAUAAAGAUAUAAUUAAGGAUGGAAAAAAAAAAAGCAGAAAAAAAAAAAAUUAA
This is a messenger RNA of Plasmodium gallinaceum, 792 nucleotides long. Its product is annotated as conserved membrane protein, unknown function. The coding region runs from base 1 to 792 and encodes 263 amino acids. Lineage: Eukaryota; Apicomplexa; Aconoidasida; Haemosporida; Plasmodiidae. The transcript is spliced from 8 exons. The record is from RefSeq and is a predicted model, not a curated record.